AUGCACUUUCAAUCGCGCGUGUCCACAACCAACGUUCAGGAACUUCUCUUCGCCGACGACUGCGCCCUGAACACCACCUCCGAAGCGGAGAUGCAACGGAGCAUGGACCUGUUCUCCGCCGCCUGCGAGAAAUUCGGACUGGUCAUCAACACGCAGAAGACGGUGGUGAUGCAUCAACCGUCACCCAACUCAGUCACACCCCCCCCCCAACGCGCCGCAAAUCAGCGUGAACGGAACCCAACUGCAAGUGGUGGAGAACUUCCCGUACCUGGGCAGUACCCUCUCCCGCAACACCGAGAUCGAUGAUGAAGUCGCCAACAGGAUCUCGAAAGCCAGUCAAGCCUUCGGCCGCUUCCAAAGCACAGUUUUGAAUCGCCAUGGUCUCCAACUGAGCACGAAGCUAAAGAUGUACAAGGCCGUCAUCCUGCCGACGCUACUGUACGGAGCGGAGACUUGGACAGUGUACACGAAGCAGGCACGCCGACUUAACCACUUCCAUCUCAGUUGUCUCCGUCGCAUCCUGAGACUGAACUGGAUCGAAUCGCCGACACUGAUGUGCUGGAACGGACGAGAAUCGUCAGCAUCUACACCAUGCUGAGACUCUUAUACGGAGACGUCGCGGCGGGUUCUCGCCGUCAAGGAGGUCGAAUUCGCCGAUACAAGGGCACUCUGAAGUCCUCCCUGAAGCAUCUGCAAAUCAACCCGACCAAGUGGGAAGAGCUCGCACUCGACCGACCGACCUGGAGGAGGACAGUGAAAACAGGCGCUGCGAUCUACGAAGCCAACCGCAUCGCCGCCGCCAAAGCGAAACGCGAAGCACGCAAAUCACAACAGCGCCAAGUACGCAACGCCGACGCACAACCGCUACCAACGUGUCCUCGAUGUCAACGGACAUUCCGGGCUCCAAUCGGACUUGUUGGACAUCUUCGGAUCAAUUGCGCCUCUCGAACUGCACCAACCAUCGUCUCCCUGCCCGCCUCUUCCUCGUCCUCUCUGCCACCAAAUGAUUCCGACAAUUCUUCUGAACCGUCACUCUCACCCUCCUCCUCCUCCUCCUCCUCCUCCACUCUCUCAACGACGGCCGCUCAGGCGGGCGUCUCGCACAUCACCAACCCUGACACAACAACCGACACCACCCCCACUUCCUCCGACUCCAGCGAUGAGGAUCAGGACUACACCUGCUCUCACUGCGACCGCACCUUCACCUCACACAUCGGCCUGGUCGGUCACUUGCGAAUCCAUCGCACAGAGACUGGCGGACCAGUGCCUGGAGCACCAACCUAUACCCACCAAGCUCGUCUCAACCGCCCACACUGUCCCCGCACUUUCAGGCACCGCAUGGGUCUAUUCGGCCACAUGCGCAUCCACGAGAGCGGAAUUGACCGCAGUACCGACUCAUUCCUCAUGCCAAACCCCACCACCACUUCACCACCCUGCGCCCCCACUGCCCUUUCCGCAGCUGACACCGACGCCACCGACUUUAUCUGCCCACACUGUCCACGCGCAUUCAACUCUCGCAUCAGCCUGGUCGGUCACUUGCGAAUCCAUCGCACAGAGACUGGCGAACCAGUACCUGGAGCCCCAACCUACACCCACCGCACUCGCCUCUACUGCCCACACUUUCCUCGCACUUUCAAGCAUCGCAUGGGCCUCUUCGGCCACAUGCGCAUCCACGAGAGCGGAAUUGACCGCAAUUCUGACACACCCACCACAUCCAACACAGCCACCAUGCCCAGCCCCAUCCUCGGACCUUCGCCCUACGCGCCCAUAACCACCACCGCCUCCUCUUUAGCUGAAACCGACACCGCCGACUUCUCAUGCCCACACUGUCCACGCACAUCCACCUCACGCAUUGGCCUGUUCGGUCACUUGCGAAUGCCUCGCACGGGGACUGGCAAACCAGUGCCUGGAGCACCAACCUAUACCCACCAAGCUCGUCUCAACCGCCCACACUGUCCCCGCACUUUCAGGCACCGCAUGGGCCUAUUCGGCCACAUGCGCAUCCACGACGACCUGCGGUAG
Molecule: messenger RNA, 2022 nt
Organism: Spirometra erinaceieuropaei
Lineage: Eukaryota; Metazoa; Platyhelminthes; Cestoda; Diphyllobothriidea; Diphyllobothriidae
Source: the annotation of a GenBank genome assembly